Molecule: messenger RNA, 1335 nt
Organism: Cicer arietinum (chickpea)
Lineage: Eukaryota; Viridiplantae; Streptophyta; Magnoliopsida; Fabales; Fabaceae
Product: zinc finger protein 1
Biological process (GO): negative regulation of abscisic acid-activated signaling pathway
Source: RefSeq, a predicted model, not a curated record
CAACUCUAGAGAAUACGGGUCCAUAACACUAACAAGUUGUACAAUGAUGCUCUACAUAAAUUCCAAUCAAACUAUUAUGCAAUACAAUUAUUUCUCUUUGUCUCUCACUUUCUCUCACUCAGACAAAUGGAUAUCUUAAUUUUUAGGUCUCACUAUAUUAAGACCUUGUAACUGUAAAAUAGUGCUAUCUAUUUUUCUAUACAUAGCACAAAGCAUUUAUUGCUGUUGCAACAUUUACAAACUUCAUAUCUUUUCUUGCAGUUAAACCAAAAUUUGAUAAACCAAUACUUGCAUUAUAUUUCUUGCAUCAUGGAUCUUCUAAAACCAGGGACAUAUCCAUCUGAAAAUUUGAACCUUCCAUGCUUAGAACCUUCUAUGGAUACUCAAACACAUAGAAAACACAAACACGACUCAUCUCCUCAUCUUGUACUUGAUCUAAGUCUCUCCAACAAGGAUUCAGGUGAUGACUACUCAACCCUUACUGAAAAAAUCAUUGGUCAGACUUUACCUACCUCUCGACCAAAUUUUAAGUCAUCAGAGUUCAUUUUCUCCGAAAACCAGAGGGUAAAAGACCAAAAAAAGGGUGAUGGUUACUCAAAUCAUGAACUCAACCUCCUCAAUUGUUUCCAUACAAAUUUAUCAGAAAGCUCAUCAGAAUCUAGUCAUGAAAAUGAACUUGAUCCAAGAGUUUUCUCAUGCAACUACUGUCAAAGAAAAUUUUAUAGCUCACAAGCACUUGGAGGACACCAAAAUGCACACAAGAGAGAAAGAACAUUAGCAAGAAGAGGCUAUAAAGCCGGUGCUUCAGGUUCGUCGGUUGAUUUGGGACAAAGGUAUACAACAACAAGCAUGGCUUCUUCUCUACCUUCUUAUGGAUUAUGUAACAAAUCACUUGGCAUUCAAGUGCAUUCUAUGAUUAACAAACCUUCUUUCCAAACACCCUUUUAUGGAUUUUGUUCAAAUGGAUGCCAAAGACAACAUUUUGAUACACAAUCAGCAAUUGGAAAAUUUCAUGUAAUGGCUGAAAAUGAACCAUCUUUGAGUAGUGAGAUUCAAAGGGUAGCCAUGUUUCCUAAAAGGUUUGUAAAUGAAGGAUUUGGAGGUUACUUAUUUGGUAGUAAUACUUCUCAUUUGAAGUCUAAACAAGAGAAUUUGCAGAAGCUUGAUUUGUCCCUUAAGCUCUAAGUAACAAAGUUUAUUUUCUCAUUGAGAAAAGAGCUUUCAAUUUUUAUUUAUUUUUUUUUCAUUUUUCAGUUCUUAUGUCCACAUGUAUCUCUUGUUCAACCAUGUCUAAAUGCAUUUUGGUUACUAAUUACCAGAGUUUAUUAUUUGUUU